UAUAUAUAAUAGACUAUGAGAAAAAAUUGUUUAGAAUAUAAGGCUGACAGGAUCGUAACGAGUCACUUUUGUCGAUGUUCAUCGAGAGCAGCAUAUCGCGAAAAAGAGAAAAUGGCAUCAAAGAUUUUCAAGCUUCUGCUGAUCAUGCAAGUUGCGGCGUUUUGCAUCUGUGCUGAGAGCGUUAACAACACCAAAGGGGACAAUAAUGCGACAGAGAUAGAUAUCAUCUUGCCUAACCUUGACCCAGAAGAUCGGACUUGGAUAGCGCCGUGGUGGGAUUCUGAAAGUGAAAAGGCCUUCCAACAAUUGAGAGAAAGAAUUCGAAAAAAUAUGGAAAAUUAAAAGUUCAGACUACUUAGUUAAAACGAUUUAGAGAACCAUGGACAAUCCAUUUAUUUUAAUCGUGCUCACAUUUAGAGGAUCAACAAUUUAUAUCUAAAACUACAACAACAACGGGACUUCAAAAUAUAUGAUUCGAUAUAUUAUUCGUGUUUUUAUUUGCUUACUCAGAAGCUAGGUUUGUAUAUUCCCGAAUGUAAUACAGUGCAUAAGGAGGGGUC
Messenger RNA from Styela clava, 560 nucleotides. The record is from RefSeq and is a predicted model, not a curated record. NCBI's taxonomy places the organism in Eukaryota, Metazoa, Chordata, Ascidiacea, Stolidobranchia, Styelidae.